This is a messenger RNA of Penicillium nucicola, 579 nucleotides long. Its product is annotated as 60S ribosomal protein uL6. Gene Ontology annotation, molecular function: structural constituent of ribosome; rRNA binding. Gene Ontology annotation, biological process: cytoplasmic translation. Bases 1 to 579 code for a protein of 192 amino acids. The transcript has 4 exons. Gene Ontology annotation, cellular component: ribosome; cytosolic large ribosomal subunit. The record is from RefSeq and is a predicted model, not a curated record. Lineage: Eukaryota; Fungi; Ascomycota; Eurotiomycetes; Eurotiales; Aspergillaceae.
AUGCGGUACAUUCACUCCGAGGAACGGCUGCCCAUUCUGGACAAUGUGAAGGUUCACAUUCGUUCCCGUGUCGUGACCGUCGAGGGUCCCCGUGGCAAGCUCGUCAAGGACCUCUCCCACAUUGCCGUCACCUUCGGCCGCCCCGAGAAGGAUGUCAUCUCCAUCGAGCUGCACCACGGUGCCCGCAAGGGUGUUGCUACCCUCCGUACCGUCCGCACCAUCAUCAACAACCUUAUGAUCGGUGUCACCCGUGGUUUCCGCUACAAGAUGCGUUACGUCUACGCCCAUUUCCCCAUCAACGUCAACAUCGAGCCCAACCACGAGACUGGCCGCGCUGAGAUUGAGAUCCGUAACUUCUUGGGUGAGAAGUACGUCCGCCGUGUGACUGCCCAGCCCGAUGUUGAGAUCACUCCUUCCGCCAACGUGAAGGAUGAGCUCAUCCUCGAGGGUAACUCCAUUGAGGGUGUCUCCCAGAGCGCCGCCGACAUCCAGCAGAUCUGCCGUGUUCGCAACAAGGAUAUCCGUAAGUUCUUGGACGGUCUCUACGUGUCGGAGCGGGGUAACAUCAUCGAAGAGUAA